GAUGUAAGAUCCCAACCAUUAGAUUCUGAUCUGAAAACGAAGAGCCAUUAUGUAUAAAAUAAUCUUUGGGAUAGAAGACAACAGGAAGUCCUGUGUUACCUAAUCAUCUGUGACUGAAGGCACCAGAACUGAGCCACUUAUUUCUAACAUCUCAACAAUUCAAAGUUGUAUUCUUGAAGAGAAUUAAAGUGCACAAGCUGGAUAUAGGCAUGGAAUACAAGAAAUACAUAUUGUUGGCUACUGCCUUGUGUUUAGGAUAUAUCUGCCCCCAAAGUGAAGGACGUCCACCUUAUGCAUGCCAAUGUCUCAUGGAUCCCAAAGACCGAAGGAACUGUAAUUAUGCUUCUGUAGGCAUCACUGCAGAGGAAUGCACGGCAAAUGGAUGUUGCUUUGAUGCAAUGGUCCCUGAUGUCCCAUGGUGUUUCGUACCUUCUGGACAAAGAGCUUCUCUUCAUUAUGCAAAGAAAAUGAUCGAACCAGAAGCAAGGCUGGACUGCGGCUACCAAGGGAUUACUCGUAAACGGUGCCAAAGAAUUGGAUGCUGCUUUGAUCCCACAGCUUCUGGUGCACCAGUAUGUUUCCAUCCCCCAGUAAACAACGUUUCCCGACAGUGUGUAAUGGACAGGAGUGCAAGGGAAGACUGUGGAUACCCAAGCAUCACUGCUGAAGAAUGCCAAGCAAAAGGAUGUUGUUUCAAUUCAUAUGUUGUUAGUACUCGGUGGUGCUUUCACCCUCUUUCUGACCCAGGACUUGCCAAGAUGUGUGGAAUGGCUCCCAAAAAACGAGUGCCAUGUGGGUAUUCUGGCAUCUCUGCUGAUGAUUGCUUGAGGAGAGGAUGCUGCUAUGAACAUUACCAGUACGCCAAAAAUGUUCCGUGGUGCUUUGAACCUUCAGCACAGAAAGGCAAUUUUUCACUCAUUGCCAGAAUGAGCCUUUCUUUCCAAGGAUUGGAAGCAACCAUGGAUCAGAAAGGGAUCUGGUUACUCUCGUUCAUUUUAGUUUUAGGACUCAGCACAAUAAUAGAAGCGAAGACAGCACCACCGGAGUGUAGAUGCCAUGUAGAUCCCAAAGCAAGGACAAACUGUGGACCUCCUGGAAUCAAUGCUGAGCAAUGCAGAAACAACGGAUGCUGCUUCAGUUCAGAAGUCCCAGGAGUGCCCUGGUGUUUUACUCCAUCUCCUCCACAAUAUAAAAAGGUAUGUCCUUCAGAAGUCAAAGUCAGACAGAACUGUGGCUUCCCUGGAAUCUCUGCUGAUGAAUGUGAGAAGAGAGGAUGUUGUUUUGAGUCCAAACCACCUGCUGUUCCAUGGUGUUUCUUUCAUACUUAUGUAGAAGAAGACAUGAACUGCAAAUGGCUUUGGCUCAUGGCCAUUGUUCUAAUUUUAGGAUUCAGCAGUUUGGCAGAUGCUAGAAGGAUAAGGCCACCACCACGUAGACCACCAAGAAGAAAAAGUUGCAACGUGGCUCCAAGGAACAGACGGGACUGUGGUUAUCCAGGGAUCAGUAAACGAACAUGUGAAAGUAAAGGGUGCUGCUUUAGCGGCAGGAUCCAAAAUGCCAAGUGGUGUUACUAUCAUGGAUGAUUGAAAUGAAAUAGUGACAGCAUCCUGGAAGCUCUUGCAGUAGAAUUCUU
Molecule: messenger RNA, 1633 nt
Organism: Pogona vitticeps (central bearded dragon)
Lineage: Eukaryota; Metazoa; Chordata; Lepidosauria; Squamata; Agamidae
Source: RefSeq, a predicted model, not a curated record